AUGCGUCUAACUACUGUACAUGACUUUACGAAAUGUGGGGAACUGCGGCCUGCCAAAAACUCUUCGUCGUCCCUAAAAAUUGAGGCACCCUUUCUCUCGGAAGGCAAGUUACCGGAGGGCGUUGCCUUGGCUGUCCACCGGCAGAAUGACGAUUGUUUUAGGCUAACUGUUGUGGUGAUGUCGCAGACCGUCGAACCCGAAGGAGUCCCUCCAUGUUCGUUGGCCUCCGAGCUAUGCCGCAGUUGGCGUCGGAUGGACAAAUUUCUGGCUACCUACGCGGCCAUCGAUUCCACGAGCGUCGCCACGGCCGUGGCGCUGGCGCAGCACGCCCACAUACGGACCUCCUCCUACGCACCCUGA
Molecule: messenger RNA, 360 nt
Organism: Mesocestoides corti
Lineage: Eukaryota; Metazoa; Platyhelminthes; Cestoda; Cyclophyllidea; Mesocestoididae
Source: the annotation of a GenBank genome assembly